Messenger RNA from Notodromas monacha, 1890 nucleotides. Lineage: Eukaryota; Metazoa; Arthropoda; Ostracoda; Podocopida; Cyprididae. The record is from the annotation of a GenBank genome assembly.
AUUCCUUUUUUUUUCGUCAGACGUAGCACCACUGUACUGCUGCUUCGAGGGUGUAUUGAAAAAUCAGCAGUAAAAGUGGUACUUUCUUCUUUCAUCACGCGUCGUCACGUUGUGCUAAUACUUCGAUUUGUCCCGGUGAAAUUUUACUUCAGAUGCCAAUGAAUCCUGAAUUUUUCCUCUGACUUUCGGUUGACCCGGAGAGGAUGCCGAGGCCGAAGAAAAAACUCAUCGGAAAUCUUUCUAGGAUAGUUUGAAGAAAUAAUGCCAUUUUCGAACGAUUCCUCGGGAGAAGACGUGUGUAUUCUGAGGAUCGGCAGCAAAACGACAACUAACUGAGUAUCCCAAUCAAGAUGGAAACGACUUCCUGACAAUCAACGGUUUUCACCCCAGGAGAAGACCAGCAGGUACGCUGCUAUAAGUACCCGGAAAGGACAAUAGGAAACGCAAUUUACAGCCAUGAUCCCGGCAUUGCUGGUCCUCUGGAUAAGCUGGGCCCUGGACCUCGUCUCUGCGGGCAUCAUCCCGCCACCCUGGGUCGACCUGGCCCGGAACCCGUGCUCCAAGGACAGCUGGCAACAACUCUACUGGCCCAUGGACGGCCAGUGCUAUCGCAUUUUCCAACGUGGGCCGUGUCGGGAAACCUUUGAGUUGGUGUUCAAUGGCAAAUCCGGCGCCGCCGAGUGUCGGUGUCCGCAUCAUCACGUCAUGUGGAUCGGCGACGGGUUGUGUUACCGACAGUUCAGUCGUGGGCCCUGUAGUCUCGACGAGUAUCUGGCCGGUGUAGAGGGCGCUGUUGACGAAACUCAACGAGCCGAGUGUCGCAAAAGAAAGCCGUGUCCGGAAGGAUGGCUCUUCUGGCCUCAGGACGGGCAAUGCUACUCCAAUUAUUCGAAGGGCCCUUGCUUCAAGGGCGACUUGAUCUACCAAGACCCGGAAACUGGAGAUGUGAAGUGUGGUUGUGAGUCCAAGAGGAUGCCGAAGUUUUACUGGCCUCAAAGUUACGCUUGCUACGAGCACUUCACCACUGGACCCUGCAACGAAGGCUACCUCUUCAUCCACAACAGGACGGCUCGUCAGGUGCAGUGCGCCUGCAACGCGAACCUCACGGCACACUACCACCCGCACCUGGGCGAGUGCCACCAGCUGAACGUGCAGGGCCCCUGCGCCCGGGGCCAGUGGUACGUGUUCAGCCCGGAACGCCGCCGCCCCGAGUGCCAGUGUCGGCCUCAGCACACCCCGUGGGCGUCGACGAGUCGCGAGGGCGGCGUGUGUCAUCGGGAAUACACGCGGGGUCCGUGCGGCGCCAACGAGGCCGUGGUGCACAAUACCACCACGGGUUCGGGCACUUGCGUGCCCGUGCCCUGCAAACCCGGGCAACUCUUUUUCCCGCAGCUCGGGCAGUGCUUUCGGAUCGGGUCGCGGGGACCGUGUCCAGCUGGCAAGUUGGUCAUGUACGAGAUGUACCAUAGGUCCACGCAUCGGGGACUCUGCUCCUGUUCCAAGGACCUCUCGCACAACUUUUGGCCAGAGACCGGGGAAUGCUUUGAGACGGAUACUCGAGGUCCAUGUGGUGACCUGCAGGAAAUAGAGCUCAGAUAUUGGUGUCGCAGUCCCAUUUACAAGUAUUGUAGCAAGAGCAAAAAGAUAAAUUAUCCCAGGGAAGUUUACGUGAAACGUCAUGAAGAAUUUGGAUUUGUGGGAGUCUUUAGGAUUUUCAGUUGGCUUCAAGAGCCUUGUAGAGUUUUUAGUGCUUUGUUGACAGCGAAAUCUGAGCAGGGGCGGAAAUCUGUGCCAUAUGUUGGCCGUAAAAGGUUUCCGAACUCCUUGCCUGGCUGGCGGGCUAUUUGUCUUUCUCGAUACGGGGUGUCGUUUUACUGGUCUUCGCUUUAA